Epinephelus moara (kelp grouper) is the source of this 1980-nucleotide messenger RNA. Its product is annotated as dnaJ homolog subfamily C member 5-like. The record is from RefSeq and is a predicted model, not a curated record. The transcript has 5 exons. The coding region runs from base 421 to 1014 and encodes 197 amino acids. Lineage: Eukaryota; Metazoa; Chordata; Actinopteri; Perciformes; Serranidae.
CAGUGGUAUUACAGUGGGUUAUAAUUUGGUUUGAUGUUUGUGUAAUGCAGGAUUCUGGACAAACGUGUGUUGUGUGUGUGGGUCAGUGUCCGGUGAGGUGGACCAAUGAGAACCUUUGAUGAGAUGAUGCUGGGUCUAAUAUGCUGAAUGAUUCUGAGCACGUCAGAGGUAUUGUGGGCACGUCCAACUGGAAGGAGGCCGAAACACACUGGAGUGAUGAUAUAUCUCAUGUGGUCUGAGAACGCUGCAGGAUCCUCCAGGAGGAGCUGGAAAAUGUCGCUGAGGAGUGAGAUGAGGCUGGGCCUGCUGGCUCUGUGACCUGGCCUCAGAUACGAGAAGGAAAACGGAUGGAUGAAUUCUGAGCAUGUGAACUAAUUGUUCCAAACAUCAGUGGAACCGACAAAAUGUGAUGCGUUCAGGAUGUCUGACGGGAGGCAGCGAACUUUGUCCACCUCUGGAGAGUCUCUGUAUCAGGUCCUGGGUCUGGAGAAAGGCUGUUGCCAUGACGACAUCAAGAAGUCCUACAGGAAGCUGGCGCUGCGCUACCACCCCGAUAAGAACCCCGACAACCCGGAGGCAGCGGAGAAGUUCAAGGAGCUGAACAAUGCUCACGCCGUCCUGUCCGACCUCUCCAAGAGGAACAUCUACGACUCAUACGGAUCUCUGGGGCUCUACGUCGCCCAGCAGUUCGGAGAGGACAACGUCAACACCUACUUCAUGCUGUCCACCUGGUGGGCCAAGGGUCUGUUCCUGGUCUGCGGCGUCCUGACGGGCUGUUACUGCUGCUGCUGUCUCUGCUGCUGCUGUAACUGUUGUUGUGGGAAACUGAAGCCGAUGCCCACAGGUGAGGGGGCGGGGCCAGAAUACGUCUCCCCCGACGACCUGGAGGAGGAGAUACGCAACGACCCCGACAACGACGUUGAAACUCCGAUUGUUCAGCAGCCAAUGAACGCCAGCGAGAAAACUCAGCUCAUCAGUGACGGACACCGCAGAUAUGGAGACACCUACACAUGAACCAGGAAACAGGAAACGCAUCACUGCAGGUGCAUGAUGUCACUGCAUCAAAACGUCCCCUCGCUCUGUGUAACAGCUGUUAGUCAAUACAAACUGAAUGAGACGGAUUUCAUGUCAACAGAGAAACACAGUGAGGACAACAGUAUGUGGACACUAAGGUCCAUAUACUGUUGUCCUGCUGUGACUCAGACGAUAAACAGAACGACACUUUGAUAUUUCCUCUCAUCAUAUCGUCUUCAUGGUUAUUAACCUUUAUGUUGUGUGUGCGUCAUUAAAAUAAUCACAUGUCCCACUGUUGUUGAUGUAAGUUGCAGUGCAGCGAGGCUUUUAUUAAACUGACACUCUGAUUGGUUGUUUGAUGGUUUGAGUGCUGACGGAGGGGCGGAGCUUCAAACAGCAGACUGAUUCAGUCUUUAAUAUUUUAUAAACUAUAAUCACGAUAACGUUCAUCAGUGUUGUUGAUGUAAAUAAAGUUUUGGUUUGGAUGAUGGAACAGGUGACACCUGUAGUGAUGUCAUUGAUGAUGUCACCUCCUCACACCUUUCUUCAUCAUGUUAAUGAUCCCUGAUGAUCAGAUGAGUCACAGCUGAUGACGUCUUCACUGAUUGGUCACAAAAACCAACAUGUGUAGCGUGUAGCGUGCAGCAUGUAGCGUGUAGCGUAUAGCAUGAUUUUUCUUGAUAGUUCCGGCUCAUUGGACCAAACAAGUGUUUGAAUCAAACACCUGGUUUCUUCCUUUCAACUCAUCGUGUGUUUUAAAUGUACGAUCAGAUGUUUCUUAUUAAUCAUCAAUGAAGCAUCGUUACAUCAGCUAUUAAUUAAUAAAGACAAACGUGCCGUUUGGUGCCCUGAUACCAACGUUUAAAAUAAUUUCACCAACAGCUGAUACCGAUUAUUUUACAUAAAUGUUUGUUGUUGUUAUUUAUUCUUCUGUUGUUUCCAAUCUACACUAUAAAAAAUAAAGUC